AUGUUACAGGUUAUAUACCUAAUUGGAGUUUUAAUUGGACUAGUCACAUCUGUUUGGAUUGGAGUGGGAGUUUCCUCAGAAACUGACACUGAGCUCUACAGUAUUGCUGCUCUAUUAGGAAUAACUGGAUCUACUACUAUGGUAUCCAGUCUCUGCUUAACAGCAAAUUUUGUAAAAAGUAAUGGAUCUGGAGGGGGUAUGAUCUACAGUUUUGUAACAUUUACGGAUAAGCUUAUAUCAGGAUCAGUUGUCUUUAUUGUCCAGCACCUCCAGUGUACUCCAAAAAGCUCCUGUCCAUACUUUUACAACAAUGUACUGACGUAUAUUUGUGCUUCAGUGUCUAUUUUUGCCUUAUUAGCUCUAAUAUUAUUGUACAGUAAAAGAAAUUUAAUUUAAAAGUAAAU
This is a messenger RNA of Diabrotica balteata, 404 nucleotides long. NCBI's taxonomy places the organism in Eukaryota, Metazoa, Arthropoda, Insecta, Coleoptera, Chrysomelidae. The record is from the annotation of a GenBank genome assembly.